Leishmania braziliensis MHOM/BR/75/M2904 is the source of this 1530-nucleotide messenger RNA. RefSeq lists its product as hypothetical. The coding region runs from base 1 to 1530 and encodes 509 amino acids. The record is from RefSeq and is a predicted model, not a curated record. The transcript has a single exon. Lineage: Eukaryota; Euglenozoa; Kinetoplastea; Trypanosomatida; Trypanosomatidae. Gene Ontology annotation, molecular function: nucleic acid binding.
AUGCGCGGUCGCGGCGGUCGUGGUGGCCGUGGGGGGAGCUUUGGUGGCUUCACCCAGCAGCCCACCAACACCAUCAGCAUUCGCGUGUCAGAGAUUCAGCAACCCGUCACGGAGGAUGUCAUGCGCCGCGUUUUCCAGAGCGUCGGCGUGUCGUGCAACUCGAUUCAAAUCACCCCGACAAACAACCCGCAGGAGACGUCGGUGGUGGCGCACUUUCCGGACAACUUCGCCGCGGAGCGCGUCAUGUCAAGUUUGAACAACCGCAAUAUCUUCAACAACGGCAACAAGAUGUCUAUGCAGUACACCACCUGGCUCACGAGUGGCAGCCCGGCCCCAAUGAACAGCAACAACGGUGGCGUACUGCAGUCCUCCGCCUUUGAAAAUGGCAAUGCCUUUGCAGCUCAGCAAAUGCCCCAACUCCCCCAGAUGCCCCAGAUGCCUCAACAUCCCCAGAUGCCUCAACACCCCCAGAUGCCCCAGAUGCCUCAGCACCCUCAGAUGCCCCAGGUACCCCAGGUGCCCCAGAUGCCCCAGGUGCCCCAGCAGCCCCAGAUUUCGAUGCCAACCCAGCCAAUUCCGCAGCCGCAGCCUAUGCCGAUGUCGGUAUUCACCAACCCCGUCUCGGGCAUGAUGCAGCCACAGCAGAUGGACGCCUGGUACGGUGCCAACCCCGCCAUGGACAUGAUGAGCGUCACAGUUGGCUUCCCAGGUGCCGCUCGCGGUACCGCUAUGAUGCGCGGCAAUCGUGCUCGUGGACGCGGCGGCCGUGGCGGCUACGGCUUCGACCCCAUGGCUCUGCAGCCCGGCUACAUGCCAUUUGCCCAGCGUGGUGGCAUGAUCCGCGGAGGCCCCGCCAUGAUGCCACGCAUGAACUACGUCCAGUACCAGCCGUUCGGCCAACCGCCGACAGUCUUUGUGAGCGUGACCCUUGUCCCAGUCACCGAGCCGCUGCAGCCCAUCUUCACACUGAUGGAAUCUUUCGGUGGCGUUACGGCGAUCCGCCGCAACCAAAACAAGAAGGAGAUCCUGACUGUGAAGGCUGCCUCACCGGACGACGCGCUAGCCAUCGUGACCUACAUGCAUCGCGUGCCGUAUGUGGGUGGCCAAGUGAGCGGCAAGCUCUUCCCCAACUACGUCGAGCGAUACCCGUGCACUGACGAAGGAGACCCGCUCGACCCCGAGACGGUGCAGUACGACUUCACCGCUUCCCGCCAUCGCAGCCCAGGUCAUCGCAGCAAGGCCGUGCCGUCGCGCAUCAUCAAGAUCACAGGCUGCAACACGUACGAGGACACUGAGGUGAUGACGUAUCUCAACGGCAAGGGCAUCAACCCCGAGCGCAUCACUAAGUCCGAGGAUGGGACCUUCGAAGUUCACCUGCCGGACGUGGCAACUUCCGUGAAGGUGCUCUUGGAGUGCCAGGGGAGUGUGUGUGACGAGGAGAAGUCUAACGUCAUCUUUGUUGAGGGACCGCGCGAUGAUCCGGUCAGUACGGAUCAUAAGGUGGCUGAGGAGCACGCGAACAAGCAGUGA